Messenger RNA from Sorghum bicolor (sorghum), 2049 nucleotides. Its product is annotated as putative F-box protein At2g02030. The transcript is spliced from 4 exons. Gene Ontology annotation, molecular function: protein binding. The record is from RefSeq and is a predicted model, not a curated record. Lineage: Eukaryota; Viridiplantae; Streptophyta; Magnoliopsida; Poales; Poaceae. The coding region runs from base 465 to 1700 and encodes 411 amino acids.
CAGACCCGCACGGCCGCACCGCACCCAUCCGCUCUUCUUCUUCCGCACGGACCGCGCCCCUCCGCCCUACCCUACGGCAAAAUCUCCGCUCGCCAAAUCGGCGAAUCCAUGGUGGCCGCAGCCGCCGCUUGGGAGUGCCACCCGUGGACGCCGGGCGCGUGUUGCUGAAGGUCGCCUUCUAGUCGGACCGGGGGCGCUGUGCGUUUGCUGGGUGCGCCGUUGGUUCUUGUCUGGGUCGCAGCCAUGGCUGUACGGAUCUAAGUCUCCGCCGUAUAAAAGUCUCCGCUGUAUGGACUCCGAAGGGAACGCGGCAGACUGAUGGCAGAACAAAAUUUUGAAUAUAUAAUAAAAUAAUAAGGGCUAGAUAGAGCAGAUUGAAGGCAGUCAGGAUUAAUAAGGACGAAUAUAUGAACCAGUCUGGAUAGAGCAGAUUGAAGGCAGUCAGGAUUAAUAAGGGCUGAUAUAUGAACCAGCCGAUCUCCAAACGACACCGUCCAGUGGCACCGGAGGUCGGUGGUGGCAGCAUGAUUCCAGAUGAGGUGCUGCUGUUCGAGAUCCUGGUGCGCCUUCCUGUGAAGUCCCUUGUGCGCUUCAAAUCUGUUUGCAAGGCGUGGUGCGCCACCAUAGCCAGCGCUCAUUUCGUCCGCCUGCACUUGGAACUUGCAAGAGCUAGAAGCUCAUCAUCCAUGGUCAUAGUCCCUCGGAAGGAGCAGCCGAGACCGACAAAGCUGGCCUCUGGUUUCGUCCACAUCUUCAGCUUCCGGCCAGCACGGCAAAGCAAUGUCGCCAAGCUCAUUAUGAAGAGCAAGCCUCGUCCUGGUGGCAUCCCAUAUUUCACCAUCCCCCUGCACUGCGAUGGACUGAUUCUGAUCCCCAGCGUUACAGGGCACAUAUUUGUGUGCAACCCGGCCACCAAGGAGUUUGUUGAGUUGCCACGGGGCACCCGGAAUGUGGCAUUGGACCAAAGGGUCGCCUUCGGCUUUGAUCCUUCCAGUGGUACGUAUAAGGUGGCUAGGCACUUCUUGCGCUCAUACAGUGAAGGGCAAAAACGUACAGAAUACGAUGUUGGACAUGAGGUCUUGACGCUUGGCGAUGGCAUAGAGACGUUGGAAUGGAAAGCAACCAUUGAUCCACCUUACCCUAUCAAGGGCAGGACUCCUAUUUGCUUGCCAGGAUUCUUCUAUUGGAGUGCAGUCCAGUCUGUGGCUGACGACGCUGACCACAGCAAGCUCGACACAGAUGUUAUCCUCCGAUUCAGCAUGCGCGAUGAUACGUUCACUGUGCACCCCAAUCCUCCAUGCAGGAGCUACCUAAGUACCAAUGACCUUCUGUGUGAGCUAAGUGGCAAUCUGUGCUAUGUCCACUCCCCCUCCUCUCGUGAAGUCUCCAUUUGGUUAGCACAAGAUGGACAAAACAUAAUAACAUGGUCACUACGUUGUCGUGUCAAUCUGCCCGUACCAAGGCUUCUUCGUGUUUAUGCUUGUGCUUCAGCUGAUCAAGGCACAAUAUUCCUCUCUGUGGAUGCUCUUCACCUUUUGAAGUGCAACCUCCAUGAUGGAUCUCUUGAAACAGUGGUCAGUAUGCCAUUUAACUUGGUGUAUGUUCACGGGAAAGGGGUAAAUUUUAUCUAUCAGGGACACCCUUUUUCGCAUUACAUGGUGCCAUAUGUGGAAUCUUUGCUACGGAUUGGACCAUGCUAAUGUUAUUAAUACCAAGUUGGUUAGGGUCCUUGCGGUGGGAUUUAUCCACCCGGAUUGAAGUCUUAGCAGCCUGGGAAUGGGAACAUGAUUCUCGUUCCUGUUCUCAUGUUCCACAUUCCAGGAAUGUAGACGUUCCUGAAACGCCAAUGUUCCCGUUAGGUUGAGUGUGUGUACGCGUUGAACGUCUGCAUCUAUACUUGUGUAAUUCACAAAAAUAAAUAAAAGAAAGGGUAUGCUUGAAUGCGGCUUGUAUGUUAUCAAUAGAUGUGGGUGUGUUGUAAGCUGUUUGUAACAAAAUUACUAUCCUCUUUUUUCGGCAAACAACAAUUAAUUCAUAUGUGUUCUCUCU